UUCCAAGCUAGAAAUGCAGUUAACAAUAAUUGCUGGUGACGAUAUUUCAAGCUUACAAGUUGGUGAAGACAUUGAACUUGAAAUUUUGGUGUCGCUUUGUAAAAUUGAGAUUGCUUCUAUUGCUGACAUUCCUUUGGAACAAUUACAAUUAAUUGUUAAUGGACAAAAUAUUGCUUUGAAUUCUCCGGAUUUGUUGAAAAAACAGCUCAAAGAUUUUGACAUUAAUGAUGGGGAUGCUAUUCAUAUUGGAAAAGUCCAACAACCACCUAAACAACCUGUAAAUCCUUCCCAUGCAACGUCAACUUCCACUGGACUUUCUUCAAUUAUUUCCAAUUUGGUCAAAAGCAUCAAAGUGCCUACUAAACGGCCUUCUGAAGAUUCACAAGACAGAAUGAUGGCAGAAAGAAUUUUCGAUUCGCUUUCUGUACCUGUUAGAUUGGAUUUUUUAAAAGCAAACUAUCCUGAGUUGGCAGAAGCUUAUGAGGCUAAUCCGACUGAUAAAGAAGCUUUCGUCACUGCCUUUUUCCAAUCGAAAAAAGAUUUGGCACGUAAAGAGCGUCUAAUGAUGGACGAAACAAGUGAAGAAGGUCAAAGAUAUGUUGCCGAAUUAAUUGAGCGUCAAAAUAUUGAUUUUAUGCACAAUUUUGCUAUGGAACAUAUGCCCGAGGCUUUCAUUCCUGUUCAUAUGCUUUUUAUUCGGAUGAAGAUAAAUAAUUGUGCACAAACUUCAAUUUUGUCUGAAUCUUGUGCUAAAAGAUGCAAUGUCCUUCGAAUGGUAGACAAACGAAUUCGAGUCCAGGCUGUAGGUAUCGGUGGAAAUCAAAAAAUGUUGGGAAGAAUCCAUUCCUGUCAAGUACAAGUAAAUGAACACUUCUUUUCUUGCCCAUUUGAAGUUAUGGCUGAUCGGGAUAUUGAUAUUUUAUUUGGAUUAAAUACUUUACUCAGACACAAAUGCAGCAUUGAUUUAAUUAAAAUGGUUUUGAGGUUUGGUGACGGUACUGAAGCACCUUUUCUUUCUGAGGCAGAAUUUCAACGAGAAAAGGAGGCUGUUAUUUUGAAUGGUUGGUUUUUUUUGAAAAUUUUUCUGGAUAGCGGCCGGUUCCAGAAGUCUUUAGAUUUUUACGUCAUUCGUUUUGUCUCGGUGAGCGAAGCCGAAUGA
Molecule: messenger RNA, 1159 nt
Organism: Meloidogyne enterolobii
Lineage: Eukaryota; Metazoa; Nematoda; Chromadorea; Rhabditida; Meloidogynidae
Source: the annotation of a GenBank genome assembly